AGUGGCGUCUGAGGCGCGGCCGGCGGCGGUGUGACGAGACGGGCCGCCGCUGCCACCUCACGUGUGACGUCCGGUGACGGCCUGUGACGUUCGGGUGACGCCGAGUGACGCUGGGUAUCCGUGACGGCGUGUGGCGCGGGCCGGAAGACGGUCGCGACUCCGGUCUCGGAGGCCGCCGGAGUGGGGGUAUCGGUUUCCUGUCUGAGGAGUGAUAGCGGUAGAGAGACUGGACCGCUGCAGGGCCCUCGGGCUCCAGUGGGGUACUGUGUCAGUUGGGCGGCGCGCACCUAGUGGAGGCGGACUGUGGAGAGUGACGUGGGCGGUGGGAACUGUGGAGUGUGACUGUGGAGCGGCGGGGAGCGACUGCAGCGCGGUGGUGAAUUAGGCCUGGGACAGAAGUGACUUGGGGAGACAGGAAGCGUAGACAAGAGAGACGGCUAUGAUACGACAAUAGACGGCGCUGAUAGCUGCGUCAGCAACCAGGGGCAGAGAUGUCCGCGGCUGCAGCCGGCCGGCCCAACACCACCUCAUCUGAGCCUCGCCCUCCCGCCGAAUCGACCACAGACCACUCAGCAAACAGCCUGGGAAUCUCACCAGUGGAGCCUGCGCGGACCGCUCCCGCCACCGCCGGCUCAGACUCCGCCGCCGCCGGGCCGGUGCCGGCGCCGUUCCCGGGCCUGAAGGACGCCAAGGUCGGCCGGCUGGUGCACCCGCUGGACGAGGGCAUCCUCUGCUCGUUCGUCGGCUCGUUCCUGGUGGUGGCGCUCAGCCUGACGCUGGGCAUCUGUCUGACGCUGGUACUACUGGUGCUCUACCCGCUGGCGGCGGCCGGCCGGCGCGUCAGCGUGCUCUGCGCCUCCUCACUGCGCCGCCUGCCGCUGAAGCGCCGCCUCGAAGUGAUGGCCAACCUGGUGUCGCCGCACGAUGCCCAGUGGCUGCAGAUGGUCGAGCCGGACUCGGCCGCGCCGCCGCCCGUCCACCAGGCGCUGCUCAUGUUCGACGACCAGUUCCAGCUGGAGGCGGUGCGCCGCGUGGUGGCCGCCCACCUGCAGCACCCGAGCCUGGCGCGCCUCUCGCAGCGCGUCGUCUCGUUCGCCACCGGCAGCGCCUGGCUGGCCGACGACCGGUUCUGUGUCGAGCAGCACAUCGUGUCCGGUCCACAGCUGGACGGGGAGGGCGAACUGGCCGAGUUUGUGGGCGCAGAGGCGGCGCGCGGCCUGCCGCUGGACCGGCCGCCCUGGCAGGCGGUGGCCGUGACGGUGGCCGGUCCGCCGCGCCGCACCGGCCUCCUGGUGCGGGUGCACUGUGUCGUGUCGGACGGCAUGGGUCUGCUGCGCGCCCUGUGCCACCUGCUCUCGGAGCCGGCCACCGGGCCGGUGCCGCCGCGCGCCACCUUCGGCAGCGUCACCUACUCGCUCAACUGUGUGCGCGCGCUGUUCGUGGCUCCGGUGACCGCCGCGCAGUGGCUGCUGGGCUGCCGCCCGGCCGCGGCGGGGGCGGGGGCGGCGGGCGCCUCCAGGACAGACGUGUGCCUGGGCGGCCUGAGCUGGGAGCAGGUGAGCCAGGUGAAGGAGGUCACCCACCAGUCUGUUCAGGAGAUCCUGCUGUCGGUGGUGGCCGGCGCCGUCCGCAGCGAGCUGAAACGCGCCGGACUCACCACGCCGCCCAACCUGAUGGUGGUGAUGCCGGUGGACCUGCGGCGUCACGAGGAGCUCUGCUGGCGGCUGCGGCUCUCCAACACCAGCUGCCUGUCACGGCUGCGACUACCCUGCGGCACCGAGGGCGCCGUGCCGCGCCUCUGGGCCGCGCGCCGGCUCCUCGACGACCUGAAGACGUCAGCGGACACUGCGGUCAGCCGCCUGGUGACGCGCGCGGCCUACACCCUGCUGCCGGCCGGCUGCGCGCGGCGCCUCACCCAGCGCUGCGUGCUGGCGCCGGCCGGCCUGCUGCUGGCCAACCUGGCCGGACCCGAGGCAGCCAUACGGGUGGGCGGCAGCUCGGUGACGGCGCUGUACCCUUUGAUGACGCCGCCGCCGUCCGCCUGGGCCUCUGUAAGCGUCAUCAGCUACCGAGAGGCACUGCAGGUGUCGGUGGCGUGCCGGGCACAGGUCGGAGACAACCCCGCCAGGCGGGUGCUGCUCGACAUGCGCCGGCAGCUGAAAAUUCUGUAUAACCUGCUGAAGCACCGGCGUCACAACAGGGAAAUAAAGCGGCCCCUGAUGACGAGUGACGGCACUCCGGCGGCACUCCACCCGACUGACGAGCUGCAGGAGAAGCUGAACCUGGUGCAGGAUCAGCUGCACGCGCUGCGGGCCGCCGAGUCGGCCGGCCAGCACGUGCCGCAGGGUGACGAUGGCGCCGCCGACCAGUUCCACCGGCGCGUCACCGCCCUGAAGGAAGAGUUCCGGGACCUGCUGGCCGAGCUGCAGCGGCGCAGGUCAACACCAGAUGGCAGCACCGUCGUCUACGAGCUGGAUGACCUGGACGGGGAGCUGCGCCGGGCCAAGAAGCGUCCGUCGUCGUCGCGAAAGAUGUCCACCGCCUCGUCUUCCUCGCUGUCUCGACCUCUGUCCACCGCCGAGCCGUCCAAAGUCAGCUCGUCUCGCUCGAUGAUGUCGUGCCGCUCCAUCUCGUCUCCCGGUGAGGCGCCGCGUCAACUGGUGGCGCGCGAGUCGGGCUCCACGUGCCACGAGCAGCGCCGCGUCGAGCUCAGUCCGCCGGUGGAGGUGCGCUCUUGACGGCACGUGCCGGGCGCCGCCAACGGCGUCCGAGAGGUGCAAAUCUGACCGGUCAACGGGGCACGGGGUGCAGAUCUGAUCUGACACGGCGUCCGCGAGGUGCAGCCCUGACCGGUCACCGGGGCACGGGGUGCAGAUCUGAUUGGCCUAACGGCGUGCGUUCCGCAAGGUAAAGAUCUGACCUGGAACGAGGUCACCGUGAACAUAUCUGACCUAGUAUGAGGUCACCGUGAACAGAUCGGACCGGUCACUGGAGCACGGGUGGAGAUUUGACCUGAGGAGGUGCAAAUCUGACCAGAGAAUCUGCAGAUCUGAGAGGAAAUGUGACUGCAAAUGUUUUGAUCGACAUUUAUUCCCAGCUCGGUAUGUGAGUUAUUGAUGGUCCGAAAAGAUAAGAUUGUGACCUGACUUGUCAAUGACAAGUUGCGCUCAGUGACCAAGAGCUUGAAAAGCUAAAUGUUUCGUCAUCAUCCGUGGCGACAUAUUAUAUAUUCGGCUGUACGGAAUGGACAGAUGAGUGACAAGGAUUAGAUUGUCUAUGCGUCGAGGUAAAGUGAGUACGGUGUGCUCGGUGUGACGAGAUCAAGGGCAGGCUGCGAAUGUUGCCGUUACCUGAGACAAAGACGCGAAAACUUCCAAAGAAAAAUGAUUAUUAGUGUAAGGUGUAUUUAAAUUACGUCGAAAUUGACUUACCAACGUUCAAUUUGCUAUAAGACUGGGUUGGCUUGAAACGGUGACGGUAGACAGAACCCCAGUAUCCACGAUCUUGGGUACCUAAUUGGGAACAAUUGGUGCAAUAUCGAUUGUGAUCAACAUAUCGAUGCACACUGUAAUCAUAUCGAUGUUUUCCCGUGACAGAUUGCACGUACCUACGGAUCCAUGUACAAUCGUACGAACAUACUAGCGUAUAUCAUUUACUUACGUGAACUGUUGAGUGUUGCUGUUUCGUUUAAGGUACCUACUUGAAGCGUUGAUUUAUCGUCCCGAGUGUGCUAUUCUAAGGAGCACGCCGAGCGAUUUGCUGUUGCCGCGGAGUUGGUCCGCCCCGUACCUAUACGUAACGCUGUUUGUCCCGAGCGUCUGUGCGCGCAUGCACGCAGCACGGCAUGCAUGUAGGUACGGCGGAUGUGUGGUUGUUCUUGUUGCUGUUGGCCCAAUGUUUUUGAUGCCGCUGCCAGUGUGUAACGGUAAAAUAUGCGCUUGUAUUAGGUGCAAUCAUUCUAUAUGUUCUUACGAAGUACGAACAUGUCGAUAUUUGGCGUAUGGAACGGGCUUAGAUAAGUGUCAGAGAUGUGAAUGCAAUGAGCGAGCCUAUCGUUAAAAAUGCACAACUUGCUGUGCUGCUAUCUGAGUCAUCAUGUCAGUUGCAUUGAUGCAUGGAACGAUUCCAUCUCAGUUUCGAUGUCGGAUGUCGUUUGUCAGAUGUCAGAUGUCGAUGUUUGAAUCCAGCGUUGUUUUCAUCAUUGCUAUCAUUAGGCUAUAGGA
Amphibalanus amphitrite is the source of this 4223-nucleotide messenger RNA. RefSeq lists its product as uncharacterized. Bases 492 to 2738 code for a protein of 748 amino acids. Gene Ontology annotation, biological process: triglyceride biosynthetic process. The transcript is spliced from 8 exons. Gene Ontology annotation, cellular component: plasma membrane. Gene Ontology annotation, molecular function: diacylglycerol O-acyltransferase activity; long-chain-alcohol O-fatty-acyltransferase activity. Lineage: Eukaryota; Metazoa; Arthropoda; Thecostraca; Balanomorpha; Balanidae. The record is from RefSeq and is a predicted model, not a curated record.